This is a messenger RNA of Leguminivora glycinivorella, 2424 nucleotides long. RefSeq names its product protein Red (gene beag). The transcript has 13 exons. Gene Ontology annotation, cellular component: nucleus. NCBI's taxonomy places the organism in Eukaryota, Metazoa, Arthropoda, Insecta, Lepidoptera, Tortricidae. Bases 93 to 1598 code for a protein of 501 amino acids. The record is from RefSeq and is a predicted model, not a curated record. Gene Ontology annotation, biological process: mRNA splicing, via spliceosome.
GUUGACAUUUCGUAUUUGUCAAGAGUGUCAAGAUAAAUAGCACCUUGCAUUAGCUCGGAAAUUCUUUAUUACCAACACAGAAAAAAGUAAUCAUGGAGGAUCGCACUGGGGAGGAGACCCCAAUGUCUCAGAGGCUCACAAACGAGGAUUUCAGAAAACUCCUCAUGACGCCCAGGGCUACGCCUGCAUCUGGUGCCCAUCCCGCUGGCUCGGUGCGCGAGGCCAUGGCCAAUGCUGGUUCCAUGCCACCACCAACAGAAAAUAAAAGUGAGCUUCGUCGCAAGAAAAAGUCAUAUUAUGCUGCUCUAAAGAAACAGGAAGACAAUAAGCUGGCAGAGUUAGCGGAGAAGUACAGAGACCGAGCUAGGGAGAGGAGAGAUGGGUCCAAUGAUGUUGGGCCUACAGACCCUACCAGCAACACUAGCAGUGCUUAUAGAGCUGUGGCACCAGAUGUUAAAUCAGGAAUGGAUGCCAAAGAAAGGAGGAGACAACUUAUUCAGGAAUCCAAAUAUCUUGGUGGUGACAUGGAACAUACUCACUUGGUGAAAGGUCUUGAUUAUGCUCUAUUGCAAAAGGUGCGUUCGGAGAUCCAAACGCGUGAACAAGAACAGGAGGCGGAGAUGGAGCGGCUUGUAUCAGCGCCUCCCGUGGAGGCUGUCAAAGAAAAGAAGGAGGUUGUUCCGCAAGAAGAAGAAAUUCAAUUCAAAACACAAAUGGGGAAAAAUAUUUACAACAUGGUCAUGGAUCAGAAGAACAAGAAAGUGACCCGCAAUGAGCUGUUCGCUCCGGGCCGCAUGGCGUAUGUGGUCGAACUCGACGAGGAAGGAACUAUAGACAGCGACAUCCCUACCACGCUGACGCGCAGUAAAGCCGACGUGCCUGAGCCAGACGAACGCAGCUCCGCCGCCAGCGCUAACGACGUUGUGCUAGAGAAGCUCACUCAGAUAUUCAGCUACCUCCGCCACGGCCGGCACAGGAAACUUAAGAAGACUAAGGAUAAGAACGCCGAGAAAGGUCGCAACGACGACUCAAUAUACGGCGAUAUAGGCGACUAUGUCGCUGGCGAGCGGCGCGAGCGAGAGAGGCGCGACGAGCGGCCAAGGACGGGCUACUUCGACAAACCCGUCGAACAGGAUAAGGAGGAAGGUCCCGGUCCCCUGCCGCGUCGCACCGGCGGUGCCAACCCCGAAGAGCGCGACAAGCGCUCCGCGGCCCUACUGUCCCGGCUGGCUGCGGAGCCCGAGGGCUACGCCGAGUGCUACCCGGGCCUUCGCGAGAUGGAUGACGCUAUCGAUGACUCUGAUGAUGAAGUUGACUAUACCAAGAUGGAUGCUGGCAACAAAAAGGGGCCUAUUGGCCGAUGGGACUUCGAUACUCAAGAAGAGUACUCCGCCUACAUGAGUAGCAAGGAAGCGCUACCUAAGGCUGCCUUCCAGUACGGCGUGAAGACACAAGAUGGACGCAAGACAAGGAAGACCAAGGAUAAGAGCGAGAAGGCAGAAUUAGACAGAGAGUGGCAACAGAUUCAAAAUAUAAUUCAAAAACGAAAGGCGCCCGCGACAGGCGACGAGCCAGGCUACAAGACGCCGAAAUACUAGCUAAGGUUACUGGUUUUACUUCUUACUGUAGUUGGGAAUUAUACGGAUAUAAGUAUUUGGUUUAUUUACCAAAUUAGUGGAGACUUUGUGUGGCAAAUUAUGCUUAUGGAUUUAUGACUGUAAUCCAAUCCGUUUAAAGUUUGAAUUUUGAAGAUAACUAAGAAACAUACAGGGUGUAAUCGUUAAAUGUAGCCAGACGAUUAUUCGGUAAAUAUAACAGAUAUUUAAAAAGUUUAUACGUACAACAAGUAUAUGGCGUAAUGAUUACCCCUGUAUAUGAGUAAAACAUCUUCUAAUAGUGUAACGAUGCCUUAUAUGAGUUAUAUGUUUCCAUUUUUAAGUAGGACAUGUUAUGAAUUAAUCAAAUAAUAAUACGGAUAUUAUAUUUUAAAACAAGAAUAGCACUGUUAAAAACGUUCAAGUACCUUAUAAUAUUACAUGACCAUAUGACAUCCACUAGAGAACCAUCAACUUGAAUCAUACGAUUUUUUUUAACUCGAGUAUCAAAAAACUAAAGUAGACAAUAUUACAUUUAACUAUUUGGGACGUUCAGCAGUUCAAUGAAAAAGGAAUCCUUGUGCUUCAUUUGCAAUUAAGAUGAAUUUCCUAGAAUUUCAUAUUAAGACGUUAUUGCAGGACAAUUAUUUAGUUAUUUUUAAGUGUAACGUGUUACAUGAUACUAAGAAUGGUAGCUUGAAGACUCAAUAAGGCUCUGGCAAUUAGGACCAUACAAUUAUGGAUCGUCUUGGUUUAAGUUUACAUAUCGUCACUAUUUAAAAAAAAAUCUCGUAUCUCAUGCUUCUCCUCAAAGUUAAAACGCAGUAAG